GGGUUUAGCUACUUUCCAUUGAAAGGAGAUCGCUAGCUAGAAGUGAAAGAGAUUUCAGAUCUGUUCAACAGGGAAGAAGAAGAUCCAGUUCUAUUUGAGCAGUGAGUGGGUGAAGGACGAUGGCAUCUGGUCAGCAGGAUUGUGACACACAAGAUGAGCCGGAAAGAAAAAAGUUGAACCUUGAGGAAGACCAGAAGAGCAGCAUUGAUAACAUUGGAGUCAGUGUUAAUUUGAAUGCUGAGACGGGAGGAUUUGUAAAUUCUCCUGUACUCACUGGAAACAUCAUCACUGCUCCAGUGACCAUCAACUACAGCACUGCAGAACAUGAGCAACGAAAAAUCUCAGAGACAGAGGCAGCAGAGAAACACACCGAAAAACAAGAUCUGAUUCUGAAAAAAUUCUUGGAAACUCACAAAGCCAACAUGAAAAAGAAAGCAGAAUGCAUUUCUGAGGGCAAGAAAGAAAAUGAAGCAAAUCUCCAGGCUGUUUACACAGAGCUCUUCAUCACAGUGGGAGAUAUGAAAGAGGUUCAUCAGGAACAUGAGAUUCUGAAGAUUGAUGAUGCUAUCAACAAGAAAAAACAAACAGAGGACAAACCAAUCCAAUGCAAUGAUAUAUUUAAAUUAUUAGAAGACAAGAAGAAGAUUGUGCUGACCAAGGGAGUUGCUGGCAUUGGAAAAACUGUCUCUGUGCACAAGUUCAUCCUGGACUGGGCAGAAGGAAAAGCCAAUCAGGAUAUAAAGUGUGUGUUCCUGCUUACAUUCAGAAAGAUUAACUUUAUGAGCGAUGAAGAUUUCAGUCUCCAUGAGUUUCUGCUGGAAUUUUAUCCUGAACUGGGGGGCCUGGAGAAAACCAACUUAUAUAAGGAAUGCAAUAUAGUGUUUAUAUUUGAUGGACUUGAUGAGAGUCAUCUGCCUUUGAAUUUUAAUACUAGAACAUCAACAAGAGCCAUUGUUGAGAAAAGAUCAUCAGUAGAUAUGCUGUUUACAGGUCUGGUCAAAGGUCAGCUGCUUCCAUCAGCUCUGGUUUGGGUGACAUCACGACCAGCAGCAGCCAAUGAGAUCCCUCCUCAGUAUGUGGGUUUGUUCACAGAGGUGCGAGGAUUCACAGACCAACAGAAGGUGGAGUAUUUUAGAAAGAAAAUCACAGAUGAGACCCUGGCCUCCAGAAUCAUCUCACACAUUAAGACGUCUCGUAGUCUCUACAUCAUGUGCCACAUUCCUCUGUUCUGCUGGAUCACAGCCACAGUACUUCAGGAUAUUCUCAUCAAGAACAGCGAAGACAACUUCAGCACAACACUCACGGAAAUGUACAUCCACUUUCUGCUGAUACAGAUGAACAUCAAAAGCCAAAAGUAUGACGUAAAAGCAGAAAGAGAAUAUACAAAGAACUUAGAUUCAAACAGAACAAUGAUUUUAAAGUUAGCCAAGCUAGCAUUUGAAGAGCUGAAGAAGAAAAACAUUGUGUUUUAUGAGAAAGAUCUGAAAGCAUGUGGUAUUUUUGUGAGUAAAGACACUGAGUUCACAGGAAUGAUCGCUGAGAUCUUUAAGAAGGAAGAUGGACUUCAUGACAAGAAGGUCUUCUCCUUUAUGCAUCUGAGUGUUCAAGAGUUUCUCGCUGCAGUGCAUGUGUUCCUCUGUUACCUGAACAAAAACAUGCAAGAGCUUCAGUUUUUCUUUGAUAAGCCAGAAGAAAAAAGCAAAUUGCAGAAGCACCAGGUUUUCUCUGAUGAGCCAGAAGAAAAUAGCACAUUGCAGGAGCACCAGUUUUUCUCUGAUGAGCCGGAAGAAAAUAGCACAUUGCAGGAGCACCAGUUUUUCUUUGAUAGGCCAGAAGAAAAUAGCACAUUGCAGGAGCACCAGUUUUUCUUUGAUAAGCCAGAAGAAAAAAGCACAUUGCAGGGGCUACUGCAGAAGGCUGUUGAUAAAGCCAUGGAGAGUAAGAGAGGACAUCUGGACCUGUUCCUGCGGUUUCUGGUGGGCAUUACACUGGAAUCCAGUCAAAACCUGCUCCAAGGUCUGAUCACACACACUGAAGACACCACAAAGAGCAUCAGACAAACAACUCAAUACAUUAAACAAGAGCUAAACAGUCACUCUAUCUCAGAUGAAGCUUCAGUCAACCUAUUCUACUGUUUGCUUGAGCUCAAGGAUCAUUCAUUAUAUGAGGAAAUCCAGAGAUACCCCAGUUCAGAUGAACAUCCGGGAAGAAAACUCUCAUCUUCAAUGUGUUCAGUGCUGACCCAUAUACUGCUGAUGUCAGAGAAGGUGCUGGAUGAGUUCAACCCAAAGAGAUUCACAUCAUCUUCAAACUACACUAGACUCAUUCCAGCUGUGAGAUGCUGCAGAAAAGCACUAUUUGAUGGCUGUGGUCUUGAUGAGACAUGCUGUGAAACUGUAUGUUUAGCUCUCCACUCGUCAGACUCUCAUCUGAGAGAGCUGGACCUGAGUAGAAAUCACUUGCAGGAUUCAGGAGUGAAGCUGCUGUAUGAUGGACUGAAGAGUUCACACUGUCAGCUGAACAUAUUGAGGCUAUGUGGCUGUAAUCUCACUGUUCAGUCCUGUGAAAGUUUAUCAUUAGCUCUACAAUCCCCAACCUCCCGUCUGAGAGAGCUGGACCUGAGCAACAAUGACCUGAAGGAUUCUGGAGUGAAGCUUAUAUCUGAUGGACUGAAGAGUUCACACUCUCAGCUGGAGAUACUGAGAUUUUCCAUAUGUAAUCUCACUACUCAUUCUUGUGAGAGUUUGUCAUCAGUUUUACAAUCCUCAAACUCCUGUCUGAAAGAGCUGGACUUGAGCAACAACGACCUGACGGAUUCUGGAGUGAAGCUUAUUUCUGAUGGACUGAAGAGUUCACACUGUCAGCUGGAGAUACUGAGAUUUUCCAUAUGUAAUCUCACUACUCAUUCUUGUGAGAGUUUGUCAUCAGUUUUACAAUCCUCAAACUCCUGUCUAAAAGAGCUGGAUCUGACUAAUAAUGACCUGGAAGAUUUAGGAGUGAAGCUGCUUUCUGAUGGACUGAAGAUAAACUGUAACCUGGAAAUACUGAGGUAAACCGUUUUCCAUAAAAUAAUUAACAUGCCACCACAUUUUGUUUGAGAGAAAAGCAUGACACUGUAUUCGUUACCACACAAGAAAAUCAUGUCUCAGAGUGAAAUAUUGUUUCACACA
Molecule: messenger RNA, 3170 nt
Organism: Carassius auratus (goldfish)
Lineage: Eukaryota; Metazoa; Chordata; Actinopteri; Cypriniformes; Cyprinidae
Product: NACHT, LRR and PYD domains-containing protein 3-like
Exons: 9
Coding region: 120-3053 (977 amino acids)
Molecular function (GO): protein binding
Source: RefSeq, a predicted model, not a curated record